CCGAGACAGGUAGCGGGAAGCCUGGCCUCGGAGGCGGCAGUGUCCUGGGCGCCUCUCCGGCUGCUGUUGUAUGGCUGCACGUUGGCGCUGCCGGGCGGGAUGCUGUGUCCCCGGGAGAGCCCGUCGUGGGAGCUCAAGCAGCUGGACGGCCUCUGAAGCUUCCGCGCCGACUUCUCCGACAACCGACGCCGGGGCUUCGAGGAGCAGAGGUACCGGCGACUGUUGUCGGAGGCGCGGACUCGGGGCAGGGCCGGGAGUCGCCCGGAAUCCCGGCGGUGGGAAUGGGUCAGGCCCCACCUUGGACAUGCGGGUUCCCUCCGGCUUCAACGACAUCGCGGGCUGGCGGCUGCGGUAUUUUGUCAGCUGGGUGUGGUAUGAACGGGAGGUGACCCUGCUGGAGCGAUGGAUCCAGGACCUGCGCACAAGAGUGGUGCUGAGGAUUGGCAGUGCCCACUUCUAUGCCAUCGUGAUAUCCCAAGGGUUACUUUGUCCAGAACACAGACUUUGACUUCUUCAACUACGCGGGACUGCUGUGGUCUCUGCUUCUAUACACGACACCCACCACCUACAUCGACAAUGUCACCGUCACCACCGGCGUGGAGCGAGACAGUAGUGAGGGCUUCUGGGAAGAUGUGGUUUCCCUAUGUUACCCAGGCUGGUCUUGAACUACUGGGCUCAAGUGAUCCUCCCUCUUCAGCCUCCCUGUGUUGGUGUGUUGGGAUUACAGGUAUGACCACUGCCCCUGGCCAAAAACAUGGUUUUUUUUAUGUUUGUUUUUUGUUUUUUUUGAGACAGAGUCUUGUGCUGUCACCCAGGAUGGAGUGGUGCAGUGGUACGAUCUUGGCUCACUGGAACCCCCGCCUCCCAGGUUCAAGUAAUUCUCCUGCCUCAGUCUCCCUAAAGUAGCUG
Pongo pygmaeus (Bornean orangutan) is the source of this 909-nucleotide messenger RNA. Its product is annotated as putative inactive beta-glucuronidase protein GUSBP11. Lineage: Eukaryota; Metazoa; Chordata; Mammalia; Primates; Hominidae. Gene Ontology annotation, molecular function: carbohydrate binding; beta-glucuronidase activity; signaling receptor binding. The record is from RefSeq and is a predicted model, not a curated record.